GGGAUCGCUGCGCUGCGCUCCAGUCUGUGGUAAGAAGCUUCAUCUCCAAAUAGGAUGAGCGUCGGCUUUUGUGGAAAGGACCGAAUUCAGAUCCGUAGCUAGUUCUGGGACCACUGGUUUAUUCAGUCCACCAAGGGGCACUUAAUAAAAACACAAGACGCUUCUUCCCCCUUCUUCUUUCUAGUGUGGAUUUCCGAUGGAUAUUCCGAUUUGAAGAGGUGCGAUUCGAGCGCGCGCGGCAUGUAACAAAAAGGAGCGCACGAGGAAAAAGUAGCGCUCGUGUUGUUAUUCCGAAGCGAGACGCGUCUGAACUGCCCGUGAGAGCCCCGUCUCAUGGAUUACUAACGGACCGAGCCGCGAAACAACUCCGGGGCGCAUCCAUUCAUGAGCUGCAGGCUGAGGUAGAUCUGUAGCAGAGGACCAGCGGCAGCGGCAGCGGCGGCAGCGUUGGUGCGACCAUGAGGUGUGAGGCCUUGUUACUUUACUUCACGCUACUGCACAUCGCCGGGGCGGGCUUCCCCGAGGACAGCGAGCCCAUCAGCAUCUCACACGGCAACUACACAAAGCAGUACCCGGCGUUCGUAGGCCACAAACCGGGCAGGAACAACACGCAGCGGCACAAACUGGACAUCCAGCUCAUCAUGAUCAUGAACAGGACGCUGUACAUCGCGGCCAGGGAUCACAUAUACACAGUGGACACGGACACCGCCAACGGUGACGAGAUCUUUUUCAGUAAGAAAAUGACAUGGAAGUCCAGACAGGCAGAUGUGGACACUUGCAGAAUGAAAGGGAAACAUAAGGAUGAGUGUCACAACUUCAUCAAAGUUCUCCUGCAGCAAAACGACGACGCUUUGUUUGUGUGUGGCACAAAUGCUUUCAACCCCUCCUGUCGGACCUACAAGAUGGACACCCUGGAGGCUCUGGGCGAGGAGAUCAGCGGGAUGGCACGCUGCCCGUAUGACGCCAAGCACGCCAACGUGGCGCUCUUCGCUGAUGGCAAGCUGUACUCGGCCACCGUGACAGACUUCCUAGCGAUCGAUUCGGUCAUCUAUCGUAGCCUGGGAGACAGCCCGACUCUGCGCACCGUCAAGCACGACUCCAAGUGGCUGAAAGAGCCCUACUUUGUCCAGGCAGUCAAUUACGGGGACUUCAUCUACUUCUUCUUCCGGGAAAUUGCUAUGGAGUACAACACAAUGGGGAAGGUGGUGUUUCCCCGAGUGGCCAGGGUGUGUAUGAACGACCGAGGCGGCUCGCCCCGUGUCCUGGAGAAGCAGUGGACCUCGUUUCUCAAGUCUCGCCUGAACUGCUCCAUCCCCGGCGACUCGCACUUCUACUUUAACAUCCUGCAGGCCGUGACAGAUGUCAUCCACAUCAAUGGGAGGGACGUAGUGAUGGCGACCUUCUCCACACCUUACAACAGUAUCCCAGGCUCGGCGGUGUGCGCCUAUGACAUGGCAGAGGUGGCCAACACGUUCACAGGGCGUUUCAAAGAGCAGAAGUCCCAAGACUCCACCUGGACGCCGUUUCCUGAAGACAAGGUUCCCAAGCCAAGGCCUGGCAACUGUGCCGGCACUGCAUCCAUGGAGAGGUACAAGGUAUCCAACGAGUUCCCAGACGACACGCUCAACUUCAUCAAGAUGCAUCCGCUGAUGGACGAGGCAGUACCCUCCAUCGCCAACAGGCCCUGGUUCCUCAAGACCAUGGUCCGGUAUCGUCUGACCCGCAUCGUGGUGGACAAUAAAGCGGGUCCCCAUAGUAACCAGACGGUGGUCUUCCUGGGAUCAGAGAAAGGCAUCAUCGUCAAGUUCCUGGCCAACAUGAACAGCGGCUUCCUAAACGAUAGUGUGUUUCUGGAGGAGCUUAACGUCUACAACCCGGACAAGUGCAGCAUAGACGGCGUGGAGGACAAGCGCAUCGUCGGCAUGCAGAUCGACAGCAAGAGUCACGCUUUGUGGGUCGCCUUCACCUCCUGCGUGGUGAAAGUGCCGCUGUCUCGCUGUGAAAGACACGGGAGAUGCAAGAAGUCCUGCAUAGCCGCCAGAGACCCGUACUGUGGUUGGGUGUCGGAGGGAGCCUGCAGACAGGUGGUUGGUAACACAAAAUCGGCCUUUGAGCAGGACGUGGAGCAUGGUAACACAGAUGGCCUGGGAGACUGCCAAAACACCUUUGUGGCGCUGAACGAGGUUCCUUCCGGUGACGAAGGCCACCAUCACCGCCACCAUCACCGCACCCUCUCCCUCCCCACCUCGGCCCUGCCCGAGGCGGCCGAGGGCCCUCUGGGGCGGGGCCGCAUGGUGGAGCGGAAGGACUCCUCAAUGAGCUCAGACAAAGGGGAGGACUCCUACGUAGCUGUGCUCUCUCAGACCCAGCCCGAAGCCAAUGGUGUGAUCCGUGAGAGCUACCAGAAGGGUCGUGACCAGCUCGUUCCCGUGACCUUGCUGGCCAUCGCCGUCAUCCUCGCCUUUGCCAUGGGCGCCAUCUUCUCCGGCAUCAUAGUCUACUGCGUCUGCGACCACCGGCGGCGGGACGUCGACCUGACGGGCCGCAAGGCAAAGGACACGCACCACCACCUCCGCCGGGGCUCCAUGAACAGCGUGACCAAGCUGACGGGCCUGUUCGAGACGCAGGCCAAAGACGGACGCCCCGAGGCCAUCCUCACCCCUCUGAUGCACAACGGGAGGCUGACGGCCAACGGGAAGAUGCUGAUAAAAGCCGACCAGCACCACCUGGACCUCACUGCCCUGCCGACGCCCGAGUCCACCCCCAUGCAGCCGCGUCGCAAACCCAGCAGGGGCAGCCGCGAGUGGGAAAGGAACCAGAACCUCAUCAACGCCUGCACCAAGGACAUGCCGCCCAUGGGUUCGCCCGUCAUCUCCACGGACCUGCCCCUGAGGGCCUCGCCGGGCCACAUCCCCAGCGUGGUGGUCCUGCCUCUGCCGCAGCAUCAGCACCAGCUCCAGCCUCACCUGCAGCAGCACCAGCAGUCCUACCAGCAUGAGUACGUGGAGCAGCCCCACCACAGCGACCUCGGCAUGGGCCACGGCGUCAUGGACGACCAGGGGGCCACCCUGGAGUACAAGACGGUCAAGGGCCCCUGUCACGGCCUCAGCAUGGUGGAUCCGGACGGGGUGAUGCCGCCGCGCGUGCCCCAACGAGAGGCCUCGCUCACCGUCCCCCCGGCCGUCCCGCAGAUGGGCAAGCGCCUGGAGGUCCACUCAUCGGUGUACGGGCUGCGGAAGGGAUCGGCGUCCGGCGCGUCCGGAUCGUCCGGAUCGUCCGCCCUCAAGAGGCACAACACCAACUCGUCCAACUCCUCCCAUUUGGCGAGGCACCACAGCUUCAACCGCGUGGAGACGCCGCCCCCUGCGCCUCAGAGGGUGGACUCGAUACAAAUGACAGCACAGGGCGUGUCUCUGUCACGGCAGCCCGGAAUGAGCUCCUACGGGUCACUGCCUCGAACGGGCCUCAAAUAUCUCAAGCCCGACGUCCCCCCGAAACCCUCCGCGGUCUCACUGUCAACAAAAGUCAAGUCCAGUGACUCCUGCACAUAGUCAGUCACUCUUCUGGUCGGUCCAAUGUGAACAGCAGGGAAAGGUUUUUUUCGAACGAGAGGGAGGAAAAAAACAGGGAAUACUGUACAACUUGCAUCUCUUUUUAGUGUUCUUUUGGUCUGUUUGUUUUUGGUGUACAGUACAGUGCGACACAGUUAUUUUUUUCUUCUUUUUUUUUACAAAAACACUUUCUUUUUAUAUAAAUAUGUAAAUAUUAUACAACUGGUUGUCGUCAUUUGUUUCCCAUCACAGAGCUCAUGCUCUGGCUGACUGUGUGAGCACACACGCGUGUGUGUGUGUGUGCGUGCUGCCGAAGCAGAAGACGACCCGUCAUGCGACGGCGCCCUGUAGCAUCCCAGACGGUGGCUCUCUCGUUUGUCGUGUCUGUGGCCGCCGGGACUUGACUUCCACGAUGGUAAAAAAAAUAACAUUAAAAAAAAAAAAAAAAAGCACACAAGCAGACAGCACUGGGGCAGGAGGGGGGGGUCCGGAGAGUUGUACAGUACCUUGAGGACUGGCAAAUGUGAGCGAGCGAGCACUCUGAGCUGGGACUGAAAAGGACAGACGUCUCUGCCGAGUUUUGUCACAAACUGUGAAGAAGCCUCUCAGUGUUACAGCAAUCAAGUCCUGCCCGGGUUUUUCGAAUGAACACUUUGGCCGGGGGAGACCGUCUAUUGUUCUGGUUACUGAAUAACAUGACUGUUAAUACUAAUAGCUUGUUGUAUUUAUUUUUAUUAAGUGCUUUUGAAAAAACUAAACUUUCUAGGCUCAGCGAGAGAGAAGAGGGAGAGCACAGAAGAGAUCUUUUAAUAUUAAUGAAUCAUGUGUAUGGAAAAGGAAAAAAA
This is a messenger RNA of Gasterosteus aculeatus aculeatus (three-spined stickleback), 4396 nucleotides long. RefSeq names its product sema domain, transmembrane domain (TM), and cytoplasmic domain, (semaphorin) 6A (gene sema6a). Lineage: Eukaryota; Metazoa; Chordata; Actinopteri; Perciformes; Gasterosteidae. The record is from RefSeq and is a predicted model, not a curated record. Gene Ontology annotation, molecular function: semaphorin receptor binding; chemorepellent activity. Gene Ontology annotation, cellular component: plasma membrane. Gene Ontology annotation, biological process: axon guidance; positive regulation of neuron migration; neural crest cell migration.